This is a messenger RNA of Benincasa hispida (wax gourd), 1033 nucleotides long. The record is from RefSeq and is a predicted model, not a curated record. NCBI's taxonomy places the organism in Eukaryota, Viridiplantae, Streptophyta, Magnoliopsida, Cucurbitales, Cucurbitaceae.
UGUAUAUGGAUUAUUGUGCACUCCAAAAAGUGAGGUUCUUACUCUUUUCUAAGUUAAGAGUUAUGACCAACUUUAGAUUUAGGAAUGGAGCAUUGGCUCUUGUUUUGGUAUUGCUGGUUGUAGGAUUGGCUGAAAGCCGAAAGUUGGAGAAGGAGACGCUUGGUGGUGGUGGCGGCCUUGGAGGUGGAGCUGGAGGCGGCCUUGGUCUUGGUCUUGGUUUUGGUGGUGGCCAUGGCGGCGGAUUAGGAGGUGGAGGUGGACUAGGAGGCGGAGGUGGAUUGGGAGGCGGAGCUGGUGGUGGAGGUGGAUUAGGUGGCGGAGGUGGAUUGGGAGGCGGAGGUGGAGCUGGUGGAGGAUUUGGAGGGGGAGCUGGCGGUGGAGCUGGUGGUGGAGCGGGAGGUGGAGUUGGAGGUGGAGCUGGUGGCGGAGCAGGAGGUGGAUUUGGAGGUGGAGCGGGAGGUGGAUUUGGAGGUGGUAAAGGAGGUGGAUUUGGAGGCGGAGCUGGCGGUGGAGCUGGUGGCGGAGCAGGAGGUGGAUUUGGAGGUGGUAAGGGAGGAGGGUUUGGAGGCGGAGCAGGAGGUGGAGCCGGUGGUGGAGCAGGAGGUGGAGCCGGUGGUGGAGCUGGCGGUGGAGCGGGAGGUGGAUUUGGAGGUGGUAAGGGAGGUGGAUUUGGAGGCGGAGUAGGAGGUGGCCAUGGCGGCGGAGUAGGAGGUGGUUUCGGAGGUGGCAAAGGAGGUGGAUUUGGCGGCGGAGCAGGUGGUGGUUUUGGGGGUGGAGCAGGUGGAGGAGGAGGCGUUGGCGGUGGUUCUGGUGGAGGAAUCGGUGGCAGAGUCUAAAAUCAGAUUACAUCGUAUCAAACAUGAUAUGAACAAAAGGAGUAGAUAAUCAUACUCCUCAUUAUUUGCAAACUAAUGCAUGCGGCCAGCAGAAAAUACUCAUGCAAAGACUACCAACUUUAUGACCUUAUGAUUAUGACUACUAUUUGUACUUCAAUACAUAAUAAGAGAGAGAGAAAAAAGUUUGAAAAGGGGAA